This is a messenger RNA of Solanum tuberosum (potato), 1077 nucleotides long. Its product is annotated as putative glutamine amidotransferase YLR126C. NCBI's taxonomy places the organism in Eukaryota, Viridiplantae, Streptophyta, Magnoliopsida, Solanales, Solanaceae. The coding region runs from base 158 to 886 and encodes 242 amino acids. The transcript is spliced from 4 exons. Gene Ontology annotation, cellular component: cytosol. The record is from RefSeq and is a predicted model, not a curated record.
CUAAAUCUUCCUUCAUCAAUUCAUAAGCAAAACAAAAUUGAGAAAAAUCUCCAUCUCUCUCUAGACCUUCCUCUAGAGAGAGAAUUUAUUUAGUGAGUGAGAGGAUUUAAGAAGAUUUCUUCUUCUUUAUUUCUGCAAAAUCUGUAAUUAAUUAAUAAUGGAAGGAAAAAAAUUUGCAGUUCUAUUAUGUGCAGAGGAUUCAGAAUACGUGAAGAAGAAAUACGGUGGUUAUUUCGGGGUUUUCGUGAGAAUGCUGGCGGAGGAAGGGGAAACGUGGGACUUUUUCCGGGUGGCUCAUGGCGAGUUUCCGACGGAUGAUGAGAUCGGAGAAUUCGAUGGAUUUGUAAUCACCGGAAGUUGCAAUGACGCGCAUGGCAAUGAUUUGUGGAUCUGUAAGUUACUCAAUCUGCUCAAAAAAAUUGAUUCAAUGAAGAAGAAAGUUUUGGGUAUUUGCUUUGGACACCAGAUAUUAGGACGAUCAUUGGGUGGCACUAUAGAGAGAGCUACUAAUGGAUGGGACAUUGGUGUCACUACUGUUAAUUUAUCAACGUCCAAGCAAUUCAACUCUCUCAAAUUACCUGCAUUUUUGCAAGUUAUCGAGUGUCAUCGCGAUGAGAUCCGUGAACUUCCACCAAAGGCAGAGGUAAUGGCCUGGUCCAACAAAACUGGAAUUGAGAUGUUUAGAUAUGGUGAUCACAUCAUGGGUAUUCAAGGUCACCCUGAGUACACCAAAGACAUUCUUCUCCAUCUCAUUGAUCGUCUUCUUCAACACAACCUUAUUGAGGAGAGCAUGGCUGAUGUGGCCAAGGCAAAGGUUGAAGAGCGUGAGCCAGACAGGGAACAAUGGAAGAAAUUAUGCAUUAGCUUUCUCAAGGGUAAAUUGUGAUGGCAAUUUAUUAGAGGCUAUUGGAAUUGGUCAAAAAGUGUAAAUAGGAGAUUAUGGUGUUAGAUGAAUUUUUAGACUGUUUUGGACUUGGACAUCGAUUAGAUGUCAUUAUCAAGAAUUUACUAUUAAACUUUAACUAAUGAAAUUGAUAAUUAAGUUCAAUUGCAAUUGAAUUAUUUUGAUUUCAUUUA